Messenger RNA from Mizuhopecten yessoensis (Yesso scallop), 6468 nucleotides. RefSeq names its product sodium- and chloride-dependent GABA transporter 1-like. The transcript has 14 exons. The coding region runs from base 206 to 2140 and encodes 644 amino acids. The record is from RefSeq and is a predicted model, not a curated record. Gene Ontology annotation, cellular component: membrane. Gene Ontology annotation, biological process: sodium ion transmembrane transport. Lineage: Eukaryota; Metazoa; Mollusca; Bivalvia; Pectinida; Pectinidae.
GCACAGCCAGACGAUCUUCGUCGAUUUCCGGUAUAUUUCGUUACGUUUCAGUAGACUCUAACACCUCGAAGAAGACACUAUAUCCCGAAUACGCAGAUAGUAUAUAAAAGUCAGUAGCAAACACUGUAUCUUCAUUAGAAAUACUUCCAGAUCGAGUGCGUAAUUGAAAUAUACCGUCUUGGGUUAUACCGUCAAAAACAAGAAAAUGAGUUCCGAAUCCAAUAGUUCCGGAGAAAACAGUAUUGACAUUAUUAAAAAGGGGGAGAAUAACCAUACGGAUAAAGAUGACAGAGGAGGAUGGAAGGGUCGGAUGGAUUUCAUUCUCACUUGCAUAGGCUAUGCUGUAGGCCUGGGCAACAUAUGGAGGUUUCCCUACCUCUGUUAUAAGAGUGGAGGAGGUGCAUUCUUCAUUCCCUAUUUCAUCUUCCUGCUGUUAUGCGGCUACCCGCUGUUCUUCAUGGAAGCAAGUUAUGGCCAGUUCAGCAGUCUCAGUCCCAUCACUACGUGGCGGAUGAGUCCUCUUUUCAAAGGUGUUGGUGUCGGGAUGGUGAUUGUUUCCGGUUUAGUUUGCGUUUAUUACAAUGUCAUUGUCGCCUGGACGCUCUACUACCUCUUCAUGUCCUUCCGGGCUGUGUUGCCAUGGAGUAACUGUGGUAACGUCUGGAACACAGAAAACUGUGUGGACGGGUCGGAAAGGAGAGUGAUGAAUAACACACUGGGCAAUUAUACGACAUACAACGUCAGUAACACCAUGUCCAACAUCACCGGUCAUAUCCUCAGUGCAAAUGGCUCAAUCAUACACGAAGGUGCCAAGAGAAGUCCAAGCGAAGAAUAUUGGGAAAACCACGUGCUUGAACUCUCUGAAGGGAUUGAAGACGCUGGUAUCAUCAGAUGGCCUCUACUGCUUUGUCUCAUAUUAGCUUGGUUCUUCGUAUUCCUGUGCCUUUUCAAAGGCGUUAAAGUAUUGGGCAAGGUGAUGCACUUUGCUGCUCCUUUCCCAUAUUUGGUUUUGAUGGUUCUCCUGAUCCGAGGGGUGACACUGCCUGGUGCUAUGGAAGGCAUUAAGUUCUACGUUUUUCCUAAAUGGGAAAAGUUAGCAGAAUUCCAGGUAUGGGGAGACGCUGCCUUACAGAUUUUCUACUCUGUCGGAAUGGGAUGGGGAGGAAUUGUCACUAUGGCUAGUUACAAUAAAUUCAGUAAUAAUAUUUACAGGGAUGCCUUGAUUGUACCUAUUAUUAACUGCGGAACAUCUAUCUUUGCUGGUUUUGUAAUUUUCUCCGUCCUGGGGUUCAUGGCCCACCAGACUGGUUCAUCGAUUGAGGAUGUAGUCAGUCAGGGACCAGGUUUAACGUUCGUUGCGUACCCAGCAGCUGUUGCUAAGCUACCUAUCUCUCCCCUCUGGGCGGUGCUAUUCUUCCUCAUGUUGUUCACUAUCGGCGUAGACAGUCAGUUCGGUAUGGUUGAGACCUGCAUCACAGCAUUCCUUGAUACUUACCCUAAGACUUUGAGGAGCAGACGAGUACUUGUCUCUGCAAUCGCCUGUACAAUUGAAUGUAUCCUAGGACUGCCUUUGAUAACACAGGGUGGAAUAUAUAUCCUGCAGAUCAUUGACUGGUAUUGUGCGAGCUUCUCCCUCAUGUUGAUUUCACUCACAGAGGUCAUCGUCAUUGCCUAUGUUUACAAAAUAGACAGAUUUAUGGCAGACAUUGAGUUUAUGAUUGGUUUCAAGCCACAUAAAAUCUGGAUUUACCUCUGGAAAUACAUUACUCCAGCUGUUAUUGUGUUUAUCUGGUUGUUCAGUGUAAUUACCCUUGGCCCUGUGACAUACGACGGACGUUCCUAUCCGCAAUGGGCAAUCGUAUUUGGAUGGUGUCUUGGUGUUUCAUCUGUCUUGCCAAUACCCGGACUGAUUAUCUACCAGAUUAUGCAGGAGAGAGGAACAUUACGCCAGCGACUUGAAAAACUGAUGAAACCAUCAGAGGAAUGGGGACCUAGUAUUCAAGAAGACAGGGACAGAUACUUCAAGCACCUGGCUCUUCAAAAGAGGACGGACAUUGCUGCCAGACAAAUUGAAGACGAGGAGGAUAUGGAGAAACACAUGUUUCUGCCUUCAAAUGAAAAAUCCAGCUUACCAGUAUGACGAGAAUGAUUUGCGCUACCGUACAUUUUCAUUUAUUGAUGAAUAUCACUUUCUAUGUUCUGCCGGGUGGUAUCUUUGAGUAGGCGUUAUUGGAAGAGUAACACACACGAUCUGAACAUUCUUUGAUUUAGUAGAUAAAACCUUAGAUCCAACUGUAACAAUUCAAAAUAACUUAAAGAUAUGUUAAUGAAUUUGUCCUCGAUUAUUUCCAAAACAAGUAGUUCAUAUCUUAAGCGAUCUUCUCAAGCCACAUCUAAAAUAUGUAAAAUGAAAGGCAUUUCCCAAAUGUUUCAUCAGGAAUUUUGAAAUGAAGACCCGUAAAGGAAAAAAGAAUUCAAACAACUGAUCUCAAAUAUUUUCUUGUAUCUAGUUUGUUAGUAUAGUUUCUUUUGUAUUAGUCCGGCAAUAUUAUUUUGAGAUUUUGUUUUGUACCUUGUAAUGCCCGUGUUGUUAAAUGUUUGCCUACCUUUAUUUUAUUGUGUUCAUAUUUUAACUAAACGAUAUCUCCUAUGUUUGAAUGAUUACCUGUAAUCAAAUUUCUUUAAAAAAACACAGGAAAAGUGAAGAAUUUACAGUAGUUAUUUGAUGAACAUACGAAACAGUAUUAGUUUAAGUUGAUUGAAUGAUACUCAUUUUCAUAUAAAACUGUCGCAUAGUAAAGCCCUUCAUCUGACAGUGUUUUCAUAACAUCAGACAUUUUUUUAUCAUCUGGAUCUGUUAUUUGUCUCAUAAUCCUUGACAUUUGAAUUCAUUCAGUAUUAAUAGUUUUAUCAUUGUAUAUAAUGUUUAUUUUCAUGUAUAUGCACAUGUGGUUAAGAGAGGAAAUUUUACAAUUGCUGUACAAUCAACAUUGAAGUGCAAACUACGAUACAAGUUGGCGGAAAACAUCCACAUAUCAUAUACAUAUAUGUAAUAUAAUAUUUUUCAUAUGAUAUUCAAUGCAACACAAUUAUUACAGUGCUUCAUACCAAAGAUUUAACAAUAUCGAUCAGGUAACGUUUCCCAUCAAGAUCUAGUCUUUUCUAUAUGCGUUAUUCAUACUUUGACAAAAUUUAUGUUUAAAUGUAUAUCAUAAAAGCAAUGAAAGAUCUAGUCACUAGUCAAAUUAACUUUUCAACAUUCAGUUAUUAUAGAACAACUUUUUUUUCGUUCUUAGUUCGCCCGACCUGAUUAGAAAAGAACAAAUAUCUUAAUGAUAUUUUUUAUGUUGAAAGUCAGAGAAAAUACGAAACUUUAAUAAUUCAUGUACAUGUAAAUAUAUAUUUAACUUUAAACUCGUGAUGCAAAUGGUUUCGGAUAAUUUUUAUUUCGGUUCCCAUAUCGAUAGCAGAUUCGAUGUUCUUCAAGAUUAUUUGACUUUUAUGAUGAAUCGAAUACCUCCUUUUGACCUUAAUUUUCAAGUAGAACAAAAAAAUGAAUGUGUCUUUUAAGUAGGUAAAUUCUUGAUAUUGAAAGCUUAUGACCAGUAUUAUAAAACAUGUAACCUUCAAACAAAAUUGCAAGUUAUAAAUGUUCCAAGAUUUUUCUAAUUAAACGAUUUCGUGAUGAAGCUUAUGUUGAUAGUAUUAUUUUGUAUUAUAUUAAAGGUAGUGGUGGUAUGAAAUUGAACUAUUUUCAUCUUCAUAUUAAAAUAUCAUUUUAAGAAAUGAAGAAAAGUACUUAACUGCCUAAAACAUUAUGAAAUAGUAUUUUGUCGUUAGAAUCAUUACAGUCAUUCAUAUGAGGUGCAUUUGAACAUAAUGUAGAUUAUAUUUUAUAGAUUAUAUUACGUAGAUUAUAUUACGUAGAUUAUAUUUUGAUGACUACUUGUUGUUAGAUAUUGUAUAUAUUUGCUAUGCUUUCUGGGAGGUAAUACAUUGUAUAAGUAAUUUGAUCGGUUUUUAAAUCAAAAAUAAGCGUAAUAGUGAAAGUACAAAUAUGACUUGAACAAUGAAUACAAGAUUUUUACAAGGAAACAAUUGUGAUUACUGAUAUCAACAUUCCAUGUGCUAUUUAUAGAGUGCCCUACUGUUGGAUUUUUUAUUAGAAAUUCGGAUUAGUAAAUAAUCUAUGUAUCUCAAAGAUGGAAACAUUGAUACACUGAUACCUCGGCAAAUGUAGUGUAAAUGUAAUAUAUUUAAUAUCCUUGAAAAAAAUCAAACUUUGACAAAACGAGAUUGGACUACACUUACGCUGUACAAGGCCUCAUGUUAGGUAGGAUACGAUUACCGUAGGAUACGAUUACCACACUUGUCGAGCGUUUUGUAUUGUUGUCUCGUCGGGUCUUUUUUAUGUUUGUGGUGUCAAAUUGUCAACCUAAUUCUGGUUCCUGGGUAACUAUAACUUUGUAAAAAUGUGUGAAGUAUUCAGAGAUAAACCUAUUUGACCCGUUGAUAUAUAACAGGUUACUGUAUAUAGAACACCACAGUUUAAGUACGAGAAAUAUUUCACCAGCAAUAUCGCUAAUAUAUGUCCAGAAAUCCACACAAUGGCAUUGGUACAUUUUAUCCUACGUAUGUACAGAAAUGCCUAAUGUUUGACAGUUGAUCGGAUUAAGUGUCCAAUUAUCUACAAUUAUCAAUUUCUUCUGUGAAGUGCUCAAAUUGUAUAUGUGAGGGAAAUGAAAUUGAUUACAACCAAAGAAAUCGUUGGAAUAAAUAUCUUCUAUAUUUGAAUAAUUCAUAUUUUUUAAAUUCUUAGGCUUUAACAAAUUGUCAAUGAUUUUAACGGUCCCAUGUUGUGCAUGUUUCAGUGUUAUGGCAUAUUCAGAUUAUUGUAAAUACAUUUGCUUGCCUGUAUAUAAAGCAUAUUUGCUAUAUCAUUUUGUCCAUACCUCUUAACACUAUGUCGCUUUCUAUUCUCAUCUUUUCAUCUCGUCAUUUUGAGUCAAAUGAUUGUUUUUAAGAAUGAUGUGUUCUCAAAAUAUCGUUAUUACUGGAAAUAAGCACAAUUAAAUACAGCCAACUCUUGUAAAUAUCUGGUUGUCAAGAAAUUGUUCAUCAAUAAGAAAUCCCCUCAUUUUAACGCUUUCUGUAAAACCUUUCCUUGACAUGUUUAUGAACUGGAAUAAUCUGUAAAUAACGUUGUAUUAAUGCUUUGCAAGAAAACACACUAUAGCAGAGUUACGUUUAAGUGGAUUGGAAAGCAUGUAACAUUUCUGAUGUUGUAAAGCACGAGCUAACGUCAAGGAAUAUCAUGUAAACGCCAUAUAUUUUGAAAUAACUGAUGUUCCUACAGGUAUAUUUUCACGUGAAUAAAUGAGUAAAGUAAUCGCAGGUAACACUGGAAUAUGUAUUCAGAAUUAUUCAAGAAAGGAAUAUCAAAAUAUUAUUUUCGUAAAAACGUCACUUUAAAUAAAAAUCACUUAUAUUUACAUUAAACAGAAGGAAAAAGAAUGCUACAAAAUGUAUUUUGUUUUAGUGAAAUAACUUAAUGUUAAACAUCGUACCUCAUUUUCUCUUUAUUCAUCAAUGUUUUACUGAUUUUAGUAUAGUUUUUAAUACAGCAGGUUAACGCCAUAUAUUGCCAUACGCACUCAAAGUCAUUUAGAUACUAAUUUAUAAUCAGGGCAUUCAACUCUUAAGGUUAAAUAAGUCAUCAAGAUUUAAAUAUGUGCCAUCAUUGCUAGGACAUAAAUGCUUUCUUUAGUAAGAGUAUUUAUGGAAGAAUGUAUUCGUGUGUCAUAUGCUUUGUUUUAGACACACUAUACACGCAUUUGUUUUACUACGCAUGCUUUUGGUCAACAUUGUAUUGAUGUCAUAACAGUUUGGUUUGGACAUAAAAAGGUAUGGAUACACCUGCCCGACCCUGCAAGUUGUCUCCGUGUACUCCGGGUUCUUUCCCUACGCGAUAACAUCUUAGCCAACAGGAGUGAUUAAUAUAAGUUGAUAUAACUUUAUUUUAUAUUUGUUGUUAUUUAUAUCUAUUUAGUGUGGCUAAUGGGGCUGCGCAUCACAAGUGUUGUCCGUCCAAACUAAAAUGAUUGUGUACAAAAGAUAUCAAAAUGCAGUUAUAUAUAAGUACGUUUUAUGGGGUUAACAGUGUAUUCCCCUUAAUACAUGAUAUGUAUAUACCCUUUAAACAAGAGGCAAAAAGCAUCUUACGUAAAAUCUAAAUAAAUUGUGUAGAUGUAAAGAACAUGUAUGUGUCUAUUGUGAUUGAACAACUCGUAUUGUUUCCGCGAACGUUCGAAUGUUUCCGUGAGCUAUGACGUCACGUUAUGUCAGCAUUAACCUUACAAGCUAGUUCGAUAAUGUAACAACAGUAUACAAUCGAUUCCCCUACCACUAGUAUGUUAUGAACUAUUUUUAUUAUGAAAUAAUGCCGAAAUAAAGAUGUAAAGAUUCUGA